This is a messenger RNA of Drosophila pseudoobscura, 8830 nucleotides long. RefSeq lists its product as uncharacterized. Gene Ontology annotation, molecular function: guanyl-nucleotide exchange factor activity. The record is from RefSeq and is a predicted model, not a curated record. NCBI's taxonomy places the organism in Eukaryota, Metazoa, Arthropoda, Insecta, Diptera, Drosophilidae. The transcript has 6 exons. Bases 56 to 7093 code for a protein of 2345 amino acids. Gene Ontology annotation, biological process: actin cytoskeleton organization; positive regulation of stress fiber assembly.
GGUAGUGGGUGGAGGGCACAGCCAUCACCUGGGCAAGGUGCUGGUCCACUCGAAGAUGAAGCAUCAGCAUCCCGCCAAUCAGAACUACUACACGCAGCAGCAGACGCAGCUGCAGCGACUCAAGCAGCAGCAGAAGCUCCAGCAACAGCAGCAACAGCAACAGCAGCAGCAACAACUGGAGGGGAUUCACGGAGUGGGUGUGGGUGUGGCUAAGCACUGCCUGCAGUUCCCGCCGCCACCGGACUACCCGCCGCCAGCAGCAGCAGCGGCAGCGGCAGCAGCAGCCCCUCUAGCGGCGACUGGAGGGCAGGAGCGGAAUGGGGGCAGACGACAGCUGCUGCCCCGCUACCCCGAUCCCGAUCCGGAUGCCAUCGAGAUCUGCAACGAACAGGAGACCUCACCGCACCACCUCAAACAGCUGGCGGCGCGCCAGAGCAAGACUCUCGGCAGGAUCCACACCCAUACACACACGCACACGCACUCGCACCAUCAGCAGCAGCAGCUGCAGCAGCAGCAGCAGCAUUCGCUGCAGCAGCACCAUGUGCACCACGACUACUCCUACGCCUACUACGAGCCGGGGGCCGCCAUGCGCCACUCGAACGUGCCCCGGCCGGAGGGAGCGGCGGCAGCCAGCAAGGGAGGAGGAGCUGUAGCCGCUUCAGCGUCAGGAUCUGCUGUAACGGCUGGGACCUCCACCUCCUCCUGCUCCUCGUCAUCGUCGUCCGGCGAGCCUCCGCCGCCCAACUCCAUACGCGCCCUCCUGUCCAAGGGCAAGAAGAACAAACAGCUCGUCUCCCCGGCCACCCUGCAGUCCUACCAGACGCGCUACCACAAGCUGGCCACCGCAUCCCGGCUGGGGCUGGGGCAGAGCGAGAACUUCUACGAGGAGAUCAACGCGGCCGCCCUCCAGUCCUCCUCAACAAUCAUCUCAAAGCCAUCCUCCUGCACCCACCAGCAACAGCAGCAGCAGCAACAGCAGCAGCUGAGGGGCACUGUGGGCUCCCAUUCGGCGGGGUCCCUUAAUCAGACGCUGGUCGAGGAGGAACUGCGUCGCGUACAGAGUCGCCACCACAAGAUCCUGGGCGAGCUGAACCUUAGCGUGGAGGCCAUGCUCAUGCCGGAGAGUCCGCCCAAAGUGUUGCAACAGCAGCCCACUGGCGGAGGGGAAACUAAUAGCAAUCUCCUCGCCGAAACUGGCACUCCCUCUGCCUCUGCCUCUGGCACGCCCCCCAAGCCUACUGUCUGCGUGACGGCGGCCAGCGGACAGCCGUCAAUGAUGCUGGCGCGACUGACCUCCACAUCGGCGGACAACAUCUGUGAUAGCAGCGAGCCCGGCAGCAGCGGCGUGGAGCAGCUGCUGGCAACGCUCAAGACGGCUCCGUCGACGGGGGCGGGCGGGACUGGCCUUGGAACCGCAUGCGACCUGGACAGUGGCUUCAGCGGCAGCAGCGGCGCCAGUUAUAUUGGCAGCCUGCGCCUCACCAAGACGCAGCAUAUCAAGUGCGCCCGCCAGACGCCUACGGCCGCCGCCUCCACGAUGUCCACGAUGGCCACACAGAGCUGUCGGUCCUUCCAGCGGGCGGCCACUGUCUACGAUGAGGCGGGCAUGGGCAUGGGCAGCGGCAGUACCUUCCUUACGCGCGCCUCCUGCGGUCGUCGCAUCCUCAGCUGCGCCCGGAUACGGGCCGCCGAGGAUCCAGGGCCGAAUCAUCAUCUAAAUUUAAAUCAUCGAACGGUGUCGGCGACGGGAACGGGAACGGGUACGGGGGUACAUCUGAUGCCAGCAACGACGACGGAGUCGAAGGCGCGCAGCUUCUGGAACCGCAAGGGAUGGCGCAAGCUGCCCGGAUUCUCCACAUCCACGUCGAGCAUCAACGAUGCGGGCCUGCAAGAUGAGCAUCGAAUAAACUCCGGCUCAUGGGAGGACACCUUGGACGACCAGCAACAGCAGCAGCAGCAGCAGCAGACGUCCUCGUUCAUCCACUCGCCGUCGUCGAUCAAUCCGGGGCACAACGCCAGCAUCACAACAGCGCAGCUGCAUAGCGCCUUCAGUCGACGCAUUGCCGAGCAGCGGGAGCAGCGAGAGCAGCAGCAGCAGCAGCAGCAGCAGCAGCAGAGGUCCCUUAACAAUCUCUGUCUGAAGGCCAGUCCUAGCGCCAGCCAGGACAUCGGCGCCCCCACAAUUGCCGGCGGAAGCUUCAGCGCCAACGGUGGCCAGGCUGCCGUUGGUGUUGGCGUUGGCGUUGGGGCAGUCGUAGGCAGCAGCGGCGCCUGCAGCAGCACCAGCAGCGAGCGGGACAACAAGUCGCCGAGUCGUGAGAGUGAACGGGAGAGGGAACGGGAACGGGAAGCACCCCCCACUGCGUGCCACUCCGACGAGGAGGUAUUAACCGAAGAGGAGCAGACCAGCAGCAGCGUGAGUUCUUUAAGCGCCAACAAUCAACGCAAUUCGCAAUUGCGUUCCACCUUCAACAAGGCCAAGCAGCAUUUGUCCUUUGACAAAUGGCGCACGGCCGGCACCGGCACAGGCACAGGACCCGCUUCCGGUUCCGGUUCAGGCACCGCAGCAGCAGCAACCGGCACUUCUUCUAACUCUGGACAAACGGCAUCCACUGAUAGCAGCAGCAGCAUGAUUAUGCGCAGGGCUAGCGCCUGCACUCUGCCCGCCUCUGGCGGCGGUGGGGGCACAGGCUCACAGCGCGAGGACCUCACGACACCCGGCGAGUCCCCAGGCGGACGGCUCUCGCGCUGGUUCUCGAUACGUCGCGGCUCCACGCACCAGUACGAUGUCCGCCAGUCGACGAAUGCCAGUUUCGACACCCCAGAUGCGGCUGCAGCGGCAUCCGCAUCGGCAUCGGCAUCGGCGGCUGGUACCGCCUCGUCAAAAUUAGGGGCAGGAACCGCGCAGGACAGCGCCUCGCCCGGUAAGCUCUGCACAUUGGGCGCCAGCAAGAUGAUGCCCGGAGUACCGGAGAACGAAGAUGACGAGGGAUCAGCGGCAGCUGCAGUGGCCGGCAAUCGCUUCGACAUGGACAUGAUGCUGACACCGGGAGGCAGUCGUGGAGCCGCCAAUGGGAGUACCCGAACGGCCCACGGACGUCUGAUCGUGCCGAUGCUGCCCCCGGCACCGGCCGGGCUCUCGCAGCAGCAGCUCAAGCGGCGCCACAUUGUGGCAGCCAUCGUGCACAGCGAGAACUCGUAUGUGGCUACCCUCCAGCGUCUAGUCAAUGAUUACAAGAAACCCUUGGAGGAGUGCAACCCACCCGUUCUGAAUCCAGUGAAGAUCGCCACCCUGUUCCAUUGCCUGCCGGACAUCCUGCACUCGCACAAGCUGUUCCGCAUCUCGCUGGCUGAGUGCGUGCGCAAUUGGGACAGGGACGAGAAGAUCGGCGACUGUUUCGUGAGCGCCUUUGGGAAGCCGCAGCUGCUGGAGAUCUACUCGGGCUUCAUCAACAACUUCUCGGCGGCCAUGGAGCUGGCCAAGAUGGAGGAGAAGCGCAAGUCCGCGCUGGCUGACUUCUUCAAGGUGAAGCAGAUCAGCGCCCAUGACCGUCUGUCGUUCUUCGGGCUGAUGGUGAAGCCCGUGCAGCGCUUUCCCCAGUUCAUACUGUUCCUGCAGGACCUGCUCAAGUACACGCCCCAGGGCCACCACGACCGCAUGUCCCUGCAGCUGGCCCUCUCGCAGCUGGAGCUGCUCGCCGAACUGCUCAACGAGAGCAAGCGCGAGGCGGAGCAGUAUCAGGCCUUCAAGGAGAUGCUCGGCCACAUCUCGGGCACCUUCAACACGCGCGCCCUCAGCAGCGUCAGCGUCAGCGCCGACGGCAGCGGUCCCCGUCCCCGGUACCUUCUGCGCGAGGACAAUGUCACCCACAUGGAGUUUAACCAGGCCGGGCUCAUGGUGAAGUGCAAGCAGCGACGGCUGCUGCUGCUCAACGACAAGGUCAUCUGCGUGUCCGUGGCUCCCAAGCAGUCGCACGACUUUGGGGCCACCGAGAAGCUCACCUUCAAGUGGAUGUUCCCCGUCAACGAUGUCGAGAUUGUGGACAACAGCACAUCGGCGACGCUGUCGCGAAUCCUCACAGCAGGUCUCAAUCGCGGCGGCAGUCUCAAGUCCAACGGCAGCACUGGCCACGCCACCGGCAGCCCCUACGCCCACGGCACGCUUCCUGGCCAUGGCGGAGCGGACAGCAGCUCUCCGGCCGCGGCUUUGACAAGCGGUGCCGACAACCUGUGCAGCGAGAUGAGCACUCUGAUGUACGACUACGAGGUGAUCUCGCGCAUCCACGAUCUGGUGGGGAGCCUCAAGGGCAGCUACAAGGAUCUGAAUGCCAACACGACGCGCACCGUCCUGAAUGCCAUACAGGGCUCUAUUCAGCGCAAGGACGAGGAAAUGGCCUGGGUGGACUCGUGCUGUCUGCAGGUGGUCGGCCGCCACAAGUCCGGCAAGGAGGAGACCUUCACAUUCCAGACGCAGAGUCCGCACGUGAAGAAGGAGUGGAUCACGGAGCUGCGCCUGGCCCAGCUGGCCCUCGAUCCGAACAACUCUCCCGCCUGGGAGCGUAGUGGCUCCCAGCCGGGCCACCCGGCCAUGCAGUCCGCCGAUCGCCAGGUGCCGCAUCACACACCCGAGCAGUUGCAGCUCCAGGAGGCUAUACAGCAGAAGCAGUCGCGCAAGAUGCCGCUCUUUGUCAAGGCAAUGCCCAUCUUCAAGUCACAGCAUCAAUCCGAGGUGCGCUGUGGAUGCUAUUACAGCAUUGCCAACGACACGAAGCAGAGCGGCAAUGCGCGACGGCGGCACAAGCAGCUGAACUACCUGUGGAUGUGCAGCAGCGAUGGUACCUCCUCGCACGUCGCAAUCUUUGCCCAGCAUCCGCAGCAGGCGGGCAAUUUGAGGGAGGCCGGCGGCUUCGAUCUGCAGGAGACACAGGUGUCGGCACUGGAGUUUAUCAAGGGACUGGAUCAGUGGAAGAUCCAGCGCGAGGAGCCGGCAGCGAGCCUGCUGGGCGAUCUCAUUUGGAUGGGCACCGACAGCCGCAAGCUGUUGAUCUUUUCGGCCCGCAAUCCGGAGCAGGAGGAGCAGCUCGGCAGCUACGCUGUGCCGGGUGCCGUGAAGCGGAUCCUCUACCAUUUUGAUGCCAUCUACGUGGCCCUCUCGAAUGCAAGCGUCCUGAUCUAUCGUCGGGCCUUCGACGGGGUCUGGCAGAUGCGCGAUCCGCAGCUGAUUGCGCUGGGCGAAACGGGUUUCCCCGUGCCCAGUCUGCUGCCGAUCAACAUGAAUAUCUAUGCCUCGUGCUCGAACCGGGUGUACGUGCUGAACGCCCUCAACGGGGAGAUCCAGCGGAGCUUCGAGGUGCAGCACGGGGCCACCCAGGAGGUCAACCUGAUGGCCCACUCGGGCAUCGGCCUGUGGAUCUCGCUGAAGAACUCCACGGUGCUCUGUCUCUACCACACAGAGACGUUCAAGCACCUGCAGGAUAUCAAUAUCGCGUCCAGCGUGUUGCGCCACGAUGGCCGAAAGGAGCAGCCGCUCAACAACACCUCUGUCUAUGUGACCGCCCUGAUGGCCUGCAAGGGCCUCCUCUGGGUGGGCACCAAUGUGGGCAUCGCUGUCACCAUUCCGCUGCCCCGCCUCGAGGGGGUGCCCAUAAUCAGCGGCGGCAUCAACAUGUCGUGUCACGCGCACUUCGGGCCGAUCACCUUCUUGCUACCACUCAUCCCGAAGGUCUAUCCCACCUACAAGCCGCCGCUGACCGGGCUUACUGUACCGACAGUACCCAGUAUGGGCGACGACCUCCAGCUGCCGGCCAUCGACGCCGAUCCAAAGCUGGAGAUCGACGAUUGCUCUGUUGUUUUGCGCCGCGAUCUAAAUAAGUCGGCGGAUAGCUCCUCGAUUCCCUCUGGCUCCGUCAUGAUUCGAGACCUCAGCACGGAGGCCCCAGCCGCCAGCGGUGACUUGGCCGUUCCCUCGGCCGCUUCCUCGCCGCGCAGCUCCAAGCUGGACAAGCAGGGAUCGCUGGACCAGAGUUUCACGGCCAAGAUCCGGGCUUCACUGGCCAAUUCGCCGGCGUUCCAUCGCAAGCGGUUCCGCGAUCUGGGCGCAGCCCAGGAUGCCAGAAUGUCCAAAACUCUACCACGGGGACACGGCUCGACGGGUGGAGCGGCUGGAGGCGGCGCAUCAGGCGCUUCUGGGAGCGCUGGAGGGGGUUCAGGCUCGGGCUCCCAGCAUGGCAGUGAGCAGGGCUACUGCGAUGUGUACGGACUCUAUGGCAAGCUGAUCUUCGUGAAGGAGGACUACGAUGCCGAGGAGGGGACGCAGGGCAAUCUCAUGGACAUGAUGUACGAGGGAAUGCGUCGAUCCGAUCCCGAAUUGGCGGCAAUACCCGGCAAGGUGUGCACCCUGGAUCGGCGCCUGCGCAUGAAGGCCUCUAGGCCGCGCUCCCUCGAUCUCUCCAAUUGGUCCGUGGACUCCAAGUCCUCUAGCCUAUACACCUCAUCGGGCAGCGAGGAGAGCAUGGGCAUCCGUCUCUUUGGCGGCCGAUCGGUCUCCCGCAACAGCAGCAGCGCCAGCCACAAGACAUCCGGCACUGGCAGCGACCUGGGCAACAUCUCCGAGAACGGCCUCAUGACCACCGCCGACAUCCAUCAUCAUCAGCAGCAGACCCAGACCCAGACCCAGCACAGCACUCCCAAUAAAACGGAGAACACCUUGGGAGCAGGAACCUCAGCAGCAGCAGCAGCAGGAAGUGCAGGAGCUGCUGGCCAGUCGUCGGACAAGCCAGCGGCUGCCGUGGCCACACUGAAGCGCAAGCAGAAGCAGAACACCAAGCAGCAGCAGCAGCAGAGCGCCGACGGGCCGCGCACCGUGAUCACCCUGAUGGGGGGACGUGGCUACUGGCGCCACUUGUGGCAAAGCCCAAACUCAUCGCCCAGCCACAAGGGUGGCAGUGGUGGCAAAAACGAGGCCUCUGGCUCCGGCUGCGGACCGAGCGGCUCGGGGAAUGCUGGCGGCAGUGGGGGAUCCUCGCCGUCGAGUCCGUCACUGACGGCCAACUCCAAUGAUGCGCACAUAGUGGUGUGGGAGAAGAAAUUAUAAAAUCAGGAGUUGGUGUGCUGCUGCACCCUUCAGCAGCAACCCCACCAGCACCAUCCGCCCCUCACGGAGCUGUGGCGCCGCAUGGGAGAGCAGCAGCAACAGCAGCUGCAGCAGCAGCGGCGGGGACGCGCACGUGUCCGCUUCCGCGGAUCGUUUAUGCAGCGGGAUCGCAGUGCCGGCAACGAGGGCGGGGCCCUUCGUCCCAGCACCAGCACCGGCGGUGGAUCCGGAGGCAUACUGAGCUCCAGCUUGAAGCGGCUUACGAAGCUAAAGCGGGGCGGCAGCUUGAAGGAGUUUUAAAAUGGCAGGAUGGAAUGGAACGGGACAGAGUCCUGCAACCACAACCAUAACCACAACCAUAAAUAUAACCCAUAAACAUAACCACUUUUGGUGUACAAUUUAGGCCAAUAUUUAAGGCACAAAGUCCGCGGCCACAUAUUACUUGUGUAGUAGUUUUUUGAAGGGUUUCCCCAUGAAGCUUUGGGAUUCCCCAAAAUAUCGAAUAUAUUUAUUACAAUAUAUAGCGAAUCGUUCUGAACAAAACAGCAUCCCAGCCCCAUCCCACACUCGAUCCAUUAUGCAUUAACUCCAUUAUCUGCACUAUCUGCAUUAUCUACAUUAUCCAUUUGUUUCCUUCUCGCUUAUUCUUAUUCUUUAAUAUCUAAAGUAGCCAUACGAAAAUGUGUUUUUUUUUUAGUUUUUAUAUAUUUAGUAAAUAACUGAAUAUCCAAAUAUACACGCGUGUUUUUUUUUUUGUCGAUAGUCGUUUAAGAUCUACAUGUUAUAUAGCAACUAUAUAGAGUGCUAAGGAAUAUACAAAUACAUAUACAGAUACAUAUACAUUUAUAUCUAUAUAUAUACAUAUAUUGAUAUUGAUAUGGAUAUAUCUAUAAUCUACAGAUCUAGGCUAAGAAAAGGGAGCGGCAAAGCCAACAAAGCUAAGGGAAAUGAGAAAUGUUGUCUGUACAAACCAUUUGUUAUUAAGGUAGUAGCUGAAACAGAAUGAAACCGAAAAAGAAAAUGAUAAAUAGGAAGCGUGAAUGAGAAGAGAGUUUCUAUACAAUAUACAUAUGCGACACAUAUGAGUAGGGACUGGCCGGAUUGUGUGAACGAGGGAACAGCGCUAUAAGAUAUAUGGAUGAAAGUGUUUGUUGAACUGAUUAUUAUUGAACUGGCAGGAGGAUCAAACAUACAUAUGUAUGUACAUUUGUAUUUAUAUGCCUCAGAAAGAGUUAAUUUUUUGGAUCACAUACUAAAUACUCUAUAUUGUUGUGUAGCGCACUGUACCGUGCUUUUGUCCUCUUGUCGUCAGUGUCGUAAUUUUGUUGAAUUGAAUAUACAUACAUAUUCGGAGGCAUUUCCUCAUACGAUUUCAUAACGAAAUUAGUCGAAUCGUUGUCCCCCACCAUUAUGGGGUUAUGGGACACAUACUCUUAUAUGCAUUGGAUGUGCACACGAACCACGGAAACGGCAACAAUUUAUAGAACUCUAUGUGUCCACGAAUAUUUGUAAACGUUUACAACAAACAAAUUAAACAAGUAAAACAAAUGAUUUUUUUCAACUAAGGCACUUGGUAAUAAUAUACAACUGAAACAGAAGACGGAAAACAGAAGGAGGAAUAUCUUAAAUAUAUACAACACAUAUACAAUACUUAUAUACGAUUUACAUAUAUAUAUACAAUACUUAUAUGAAAAAUAUACAUGAGUGUUUAAUAAAAACAUAUUCAUCUGAUAAAAA